CUGAAAACGAUUUCAAUCGAUCGCUGGUUUCUAAUUGCACAAACCUACAAAACAAGAAGGUUAUAUAAAAAUUACACUGUAUAAUAUUGACCUAACGGGUGCAAUAGCGGACUAAUCAUUGACCGAUCGAAAUCUAUUUCGAAAUGCUCGCUUAGCCAUCUGUGUUUUCUACUUCUGACUAGCAUGAAAUAUAUAGAAGACUCUUAACGAGUCUUAAUUAUCAGAUAUAAUUUGAAUGCUUCGUUAAAAAUCAAAAUUGGUUUUUAUUGAAUAAAUAUCUAUUUUUUUCUAGAUCAAAAUUCAGCAUGUCUGAUAGUUCACCAGCAACAUUGUCAACUGUCACUCAAUGGGCUAAAUCUGGUUGUGAUUGGGAGCGCGUCUAUCGUUAUUUGUUUGUAUAUCCAAAUGAAUUAUUUCAAGUAUUGGAUGGAAGAAGAUGGUCAAUAGCCCAUCAAAUUGUAUAUCAUGGUAAUGUAAAAUUACUUAAACAGAUAUUAUCAUUAUUCACUGAUAACAUUGAUAUUCGAACAGAAUCUUUGGAUCACAAAACAUUACUAGAUGUUGCGACAGAAAGAAAACAAGAGUGUGCCGAAAUGUACGAUUAUGUUAAAAAGUUAUUUCAACAAGAUGAAUUUAUUAAUGCUGCUAAAGCAUCAAAUUGGAGUAAAGUUCAAGCUAUGCUAGCAAAAAAUUCGGAUCUGGCAAAUCUAAAACCACCGUAUUCACCUUAUUUUUUAAUUCACUAUAUUGUAAUGAAUGGUGACAAAAAAGUUUUGACAGAUUUACAAAAUCGUUGUAGUUUUAAUAUGAAUGUACGUGGCAACAAUGAAACGCCACUGGCUUUAGCAAAAAGAUUAAAAAAAACGGAGUUGUCUGAGAUUUUAGAACCAAUAACGGACCAACCAAUCCCUAGUCAACGCCCAAUGGUACCUGAUCUAAUCGGAUCGAAAGUUUCUACCAGUCAGCCGAAUCAGAUACCCUCUACAACAUUCUCUAGCCUUCCAAUCCCAUCACAAAAGCUAAUUGGUUUUCAACGUUUAUUAUUAGAUAUUAAUAACAAUGGUGAUUUUACAGUAGGUAAUGAUACAACAACGCUUAAUCCAGCACCAUCAUUAUCAUUACCAUCAGAGAAGCAUAGUUUUAUAGAAAAAGUUUCUUCAA
Molecule: messenger RNA, 1161 nt
Organism: Didymodactylos carnosus
Lineage: Eukaryota; Metazoa; Rotifera; Eurotatoria; Philodinida; Philodinidae
Source: the annotation of a GenBank genome assembly